CACAGAAGCCCUUCUAUCUACCUUCUUUAUAUUCUGCUUCCUCUCUAAGCUAUUUUUUAACGUUCACAACCCCACACGCUACUCUUAUUUCUCUUUCUCUGACUAGCAACACAACUGGUACAUAAGGAGCAAGAACAAGGACGCUGAGCAAACAGAGAGAGAUCAAGAUCAGAAACAUGGUGAAGGAUAGGAGGAUUGGUGUGGCCAUGGACUUCUCAAAGAGCAGCAAAAACGCUCUUCAAUGGGCCGUAGACAACUUGGUCGACAAAGGUGACACCCUCUGCAUCAUCCACAUCAACAGCAACAAAGUCGACGAGUCUCGCAACGUCCUCUGGGCCAAAUCUGGUUCUCCUCUUAUUCCAUUGUCUGAGUUUAGAGAGCCUGAGGUUAUGAAAAAGUAUGGGGUACAAACUGAUAUGGAAGUUCUUGAUACACUCGACACUGCUUCUAGGCAGAAAGAGGUGAGCAUUAUUACAAAGCUGUACUGGGGAGAUGCAAGGGAGAAGCUUCUUGAAGCAGUUGAGGAUCUGAAAUUAGACUCUCUGGUGAUGGGAAGCAGAGGACUUGGUACCCUUAAAAGGGUUAUACUUGGAAGUGUGAGCGACUAUGUGAUGACGAAUGCUUCAAUCCCUGUGACCAUUGUCAAGGACCUUGACCAUUGAUGAUUACAAACUUAGAUUUUGCGUUCUCAUUGAUCUAGCUAUCAUCAACAAACAUGGGGCAUUGCUGAGCUUUUAUGUUUUACUUGAUCUUGGUUUCAUGAACUAGCUCAAAUUAUAAUACCCAGACACUGUAGUCUGUUUUGAAGAAUAAUGCAUUUAUGACUAUUCAAUUUUCAUUA
This is a messenger RNA of Rosa chinensis, 841 nucleotides long. RefSeq names its product universal stress protein PHOS32. Bases 177 to 662 code for a protein of 161 amino acids. The record is from RefSeq and is a predicted model, not a curated record. NCBI's taxonomy places the organism in Eukaryota, Viridiplantae, Streptophyta, Magnoliopsida, Rosales, Rosaceae. The transcript is spliced from 4 exons.